GCUGCUCUUGAAAUUCCUCGGAAAAGUCCAUUAGGAAAGUUGUUGCAAGGUUGGCAAGAAUGCCCAAUUAGGAGAGGAGCAUCUAAAGAUCGGAUGAUUUAUUUGUGUAUGAAUGUUUGGGGAGGAAAGGAGAUAGGACUAAAUAUUAUAUGGCCUGUGUUUGGUACUUUUGACGAAUGGGCGUGGGAAGCUCUGUGGGAACAUGUAGCGAAGAAGAAAAGGAGAGAAUUUGAGGAAUUGGCAUAUGUUCUGUUAUGGUAUGAGGUACGAGUAAAGCUGUGUUCUGAGGAAAGGGAAACACGGAAUGAACUGGACUACGGGAUAAACUUCUCUCACGGCUCGGUGGCCCCCGUCCUGCCAGCCCCUACCCCUACCACUUCCUCCUCCCCGGCCUUCUCAGGGGCAGAGUUAGCACUGCCAUCCGAGACCCAUGCGGAGCCCCGAGCUCAGCGGCCACUCCAGAAACCUCCCUCCCGUUCAAGGAGAUUCCCGAGAGGGAAUCCUGCCCCCGUUUCUGGUCCUGACCCCGCACCUCGGCCACCGACGCUAAAAUAUGGAGAAAAAGAGAAGAAGGGUAAGGAAAACGAAGGGUGGAAGAAUAAACCAGACAGGUAUACACCAGUUAGAGCCCUGGCUAAAACCAGGACCCCCGAAGGAGAUCUUGAAGAGCCCGGGAGGGAUUCGGGGUGGGACAGUUGGUGUGAGAGCAAGAAUGGCCCGGGAGGAAAAAAGGGGGAAAAGAAGCAUUCCCGUAAGAAAUUUGACAGUAGAGCAAAACAGAAAUUACCAAAGGUGAACUGGAAUGCAUUAGAGAAUAACUAGUGGUGUUGGGAAGCGUGCAAAUUAGAAAUGCGAGAAUUCACGUGAGUCUGCAAAAGGAGAAAAAGAUAGAAAAGAGAUUAAAAGGAAUCUUGCCUACUCUUUUCCUUGGUGGUGGUAGAUCUUUUACUUCAGGCUGAAUACAUUUUGGAGGCUCCCUAGAGUUGUGUAUUUUGCUUUAAGAGUUUUUUUUUCUCCUGGACGAGAUCGGCAGAGUUGUUUUUUUUUCUUUUUUUCUUCUUUUCACUAACGUGGGAAUGGAACGAAACCCGCCCCCUUCCCGCAAGCGGCAGGGCGAGUCAGUCCAUGGUUGCCGGGAGACGAAGGAAAGCGGCAGCUUUAAAGUGAUUAGACGAGGCUGCCCGGGACAGAAAACCGCCCUGUAAGGCGAAAUAGGAAGCAAAAAUGGAUAAAAGUAUUGAGAGAAGAGACCAAGAAUGAGAGCUAUACUUAUGCGUAGGAAAUACCUAGGUGUUUGUUCUUGAAAAGCUGAAAAUAUAUCUUCCUUUUAGUUGUCUGUCUGCUGCAUGUGAGGAUUUUGUGCAGAUCAAAAGGUUGAUAGUAUGGUGGAUGUAGCUCAUCUAUGUUUAAAACAAUUGCUACAUUUUGAAUUCGGAUUGUUAGCUUGAGCAGGAAUAUGGCAUUUGUGUUGGCAGACAGUGUACUGCAAGGGUUUUGUGUGUUUCAGUUUUUCUUUCAAAAGGUUGAAGCAUGUGGCCGGUGAAGCCAAAAUUAAAGUGGCUGUUGAGAGGCAGGAAACUAAAUCUUUCUGUCGAGAUAGUGUUGGAAUGGUAAUUGGAGUCAGGAUUCUAGUAUUAAGUUGGGAAAGUGGUAUAAUUCUCUGUGUUGGUAGUUACAGGAUUUUUCUUUAUUCUUUGCAGUUCCUAUUCUGUAUGUAUUUUAUCUAGUCGGGAACCGGGAUUCUUAAUUUUAAUUAUUGACUCCUUAGAAGGAGAUGGUUUGUGUUGUCCCUUUGAUAUUAUGUCUUCUUACUUGCUCCUCAAUUUGGAGGAUGUGAACCUUGAGGUUGCCCUGGUGCCUGUGUUUUCAGGGGUGGAGAGUAAGUGAUGUAUGAGAGGCAGCAUUUUGUCACCGGUGUUAAGUUUGGUUGGUGUUUGCUUGUGUAUUUAAGUUUAAUAAUACGCAAGAAUGGAUAGCAAAUACAGGAGCUUUACUUUGGGAAUUAGGCACAAGUUAUCUCGAGUUUGUUUGUUAAGAAAGGCUAAGUUUGUGAAGUUUUUUUGGACUGAAGUAAAAAGCAGUAGUGUUAAUGUUCUGAUAAUUGUACUAGAUAAAGCUGUCUGAUUACCGGGGCCUGAUGUUUACAGUGACUCCUGGCGUUGGAAAACUUUUCUGGGUUUUAAGUUCCGAAUUUAAGUAAUGUAUGGUUUAUUACAGAGUAAGUUCUGCUCUUUGUAAUAGUUUCUUCUAUUUGGUGUGCUUUGUUUUUUUCUGUCUUGUUAAAAUACUCCCCCAGGAUUAUGGGUGAGGUCUUAAGUUUUUCUCUUAAUUUGUACAAAUUUUGCUUACUGCUCACUGAUUGUUUGAAUUGGCUCUCUGAUGAAGUGAAGAAGUCACUUCAGCUACUGCUGCAGGAUUGUAUCUUGCCACGCUGAAAUAGGGGUCUGCAGCUGAUCCUGUCUGUGAGAAAUGGUUUGUAGACGGAUCUGCAUGAGUAGUUGACGGGAACUGCCCCGGUAUAUUAACCGGGAGUUCCAGCUUUUCGUGGAUGUUAGCAAUCACACGGUGUAUGGAGUUCUUACACAGGAGUGGGCGGGAGCCAGGAAACCGGUGGGGUAUGUUUUAAAUGGCUUACUGAAUCCCGGCUAUUGAAAUAUGAGGCAAUUCUGGUAAAUUCCCCGGAGUUAGAACUCCGUACUGCUGCUGCUCGAAACCCCACCCAGUUUCGGUCCUGGGGAGGAUCUGAGGAGUGUAGUCACAAUUGCUAUGAGGCAGUGGAAUUACAAACCAAAAUAAGAAGUGUCGCCAUCAAGCUAACAGCAGAGCUGAAAGGUCCGAUAGUGCUUCUGGAAUUGUGUUAAUUUUGCUGAUCAUUAGGGGUGGCUGAAGCAAGGGUGAGAAGCAGUUGUGAAGGCAGAUGCUUCUUGGGGGCUGAGUGAGAAUGGCCAUGGCAGGGUGCACAUCGAAAAUAGGGACAAGGUGGUCCCAUUGUCUCACUCAAGUUGCUUCCUUCUUUUGGCUGUGUGUAUCUGAGAAUGUGCUGAGUAGGGGUCUGGAAUAUAAAUUUGUAGUUCAGUUAAUUAGCAGAAGUGCAGACUCAUUGCACUGAGACUGUAGAAACUGAGUGAGGAUGUGUGUAACCUUAACAGCUGAUUGUCCUGGAAACUGCUGUUGUCACAGAGCAUUGUAGGAUACUGGGUUUUAUGAAUGUUUGUCUGUAUACCAAAUCACUCUGAAUGUGCUGAGUUUGGUUCUUGAAAUAAGCCCAAAUUGUUUGUGCUUGUCUAUGAUUUUUUAACUGAAUUUUUCUUUAAAAAGCUAAAACCUGUGUUAAUGCUAUGGGAUUUGGAGUAGUCUUAGUGUUUAUUGUUUACUCGCUAUAUAUCCAGUGGACAUUGUCAGAAGUAUUGGUAGAAUGUAAAAAGAAUUGUUUGUAUGUUUCAG
Molecule: messenger RNA, 3444 nt
Organism: Prinia subflava (tawny-flanked prinia)
Lineage: Eukaryota; Metazoa; Chordata; Aves; Passeriformes; Cisticolidae
Exons: 2
Coding region: 94-822 (242 amino acids)
Source: RefSeq, a predicted model, not a curated record